This is a messenger RNA of Macadamia integrifolia, 531 nucleotides long. RefSeq names its product F-box protein PP2-B1-like. The record is from RefSeq and is a predicted model, not a curated record. The transcript has 2 exons. The coding region runs from base 1 to 531 and encodes 176 amino acids. NCBI's taxonomy places the organism in Eukaryota, Viridiplantae, Streptophyta, Magnoliopsida, Proteales, Proteaceae.
AUGUGGCUCCCAGAGGUUACUGAACUCAUUGCUGUUUGCUGGUUGGAAAUAGUUGGAUCAAUCGAUUCUACUAAAUUGUCAUCUAAAACAACUUAUGGGGCUUAUCUCAUCCUAAAAUUUGUAUAUGAUGGUGAAGAAGAUGGAUUAGACAAGCAACCUGCACAAAUUAGCGUCCAAGUCGGUGGCACUCUGAGCUCCACAACUGCUUAUUUACGACCUAAAAAGAAUGUGCAUUUGUUGAGGGGUCGCCUUCAAUAUCUUUACGAAAUGCAAGUUUUGUCAACUAACCCCUCUGAAUCCAUUCAACAAGAAGAAGAAAUUAAACGUGGAGAUGGAGAUGGAAAAUUAGUUGAAGAAGAAAGCCUAAAAGGAGUGGCCAAACCUAGAGGUGAUGGUUGGAUGAAGAUUGAACUGGGGAGAUUUUUCAUUGAUGGAAAUGCUGGGACGGUUGAUAUGAAGAUAUUGGAAUCUGGUGGCCACUGGAAAAGAGGACUUAUAAUUGAAAGCAUUGAGGUGAGGCCACUGGAUUAA